Molecule: messenger RNA, 450 nt
Organism: Necator americanus (New World hookworm)
Lineage: Eukaryota; Metazoa; Nematoda; Chromadorea; Rhabditida; Ancylostomatidae
Exons: 3
Coding region: 1-450 (149 amino acids)
Source: RefSeq, a predicted model, not a curated record
AUGUCGCAAAUUGGCUCCCUGAUCCAUAUGGAUUGGGCGACGACCUGUGCAUAUACAGUGCCUCAGUACCCUGCACACUGGGCCCUGCCGUCUCAGACGUCGGACGGUAUGGCGACUGGUGAGAGGCGGUCAAAUCUCAGGUUGCUCAGGACGUCAUUGAUUCUGGACCAAGACACUGACCUGCAUGCCCCUCUCGGAACUGCAGAGUGUAUCAAAUUUCACGUGAUUGCUCUGCAGGAAACCGAGAAGGUUUCGUCGCGAAAUGUAGGCGGUGUUGGUUUUGUUGUGCACCCAUCUGUCAUCCGUCUUGUCGAUUCUCACGAGAUCCUGUCACCUCGUCUGGCCAUUCUUCGCCUCUACCCUCUGCGCCAAAAACCCCUCAGUAUCAUCAACUGCCACUCACCAACAUUAGCAGCUGAUGAGUCCGAAUUGGACGCGUUUUACAAGUAG